AUGUAUUGUAUGGUGCUGUUUGCUAAUUGUGUGCUUGCUCUUUGUUGGUUUUGUUUUAUAUGUGCCUGGUUCGACUGCUUGGGGUGGGUAGCGACGUAUUCUGGCCGUUCUGGCUAUGGGACACCGGAUUAUGAAUGUAGAUAUUGCCAUGCUAUGUUUUGGUUGCAUGAAUGCGUAAAAUCAGAGUCCAGCGUGAGAGGUGGCCAGAUUAUUUAUAAUAGGUGCUGUAAGGGUGGGAAGGUUGUCCUGCCCCCUUAUAAACAGCGGCCCGAACCAAUUGCAUCUCUUGCCAGAUUCGAUGGUGACUCUCAGUGCAGAAAAUUCUUAAAAACCAUACGACAAUACAACUGUCUAUUUGCAUUUACAUCGAUGGGUGCGAACAUAGAUAGAUCGAUGAAUGAUGGACGUGGUCCCCCUGCCUUCAAGAUAUCUGGCCAGGUUCACCAUCGUAUAGGAUCGCUUCUUCCAGAUAGUGGCCAGCGUCCGAAGUUUAUCCAGCUCUAUAUAUAUGAUACUGCUAAUGAGGUCAGGAAUAGGAUACGCGCACUGCACACGAAUGAACGCCCCUCUGAGCCUCUGGAGCCGGCGGUUAUAGGGGACCUGCUCGAAAUGUUGGAUGCACACAACCCAUUGGCUAAGCAGUUUAGAUUGGCAAGAGGGGCUAGAAGAAAAUGGCGAUGA
Molecule: messenger RNA, 681 nt
Organism: Miscanthus lutarioriparius
Lineage: Eukaryota; Viridiplantae; Streptophyta; Magnoliopsida; Poales; Poaceae
Source: the annotation of a GenBank genome assembly